Molecule: messenger RNA, 4146 nt
Organism: Miniopterus natalensis
Lineage: Eukaryota; Metazoa; Chordata; Mammalia; Chiroptera; Miniopteridae
Source: RefSeq, a predicted model, not a curated record
GGCAGAGAGAGCUGGGGAAGAGGGUGGGUACAUGUGCCUUUCAGGUGUGACCGGGCCACCUUUGAGAAGAGGCAGCAGGUUCCAGAAAGCGGGGUGUGGCAGCCAUGAAGGCCCACCACUCAGAUUUCCUUCCAGAAAGCCUGCUGGGAGAAGCAUUUAGCUGCCAGCCUCCAGCUGCGGGUGUUCUCAUGCUCGGUCCUGGCCUUCCAGCCCGGGCAGCCCCAGCUGUGCAGAGCAUGGCAGUGGUGCCAGGGUUCACAUCUACGGGCUGUCUUUGCACUGGUUUCGCAUGAGCCAGCCCAGGCUCCCUCCCUGUAGCCCUGAAGCUCUUCCUCCCUCCCGGUCUAUAGGCUGGGCCUUCCCUCCAUCGUCCACAGCAGGUGUUACUCCCACUGAGAACCUUGCAUUCUGACUGUCUUGGUCUCUGUUUCCGAGAACCCAACCAGUGUGGGGUCUCAGGUUUCCCCUCUACCCUCUCCACCGAGCAAGGCCCCCUCUCUCGGUCAUGGCCUCGGUGGCGCAGCCGCAUGGAAAUGCUACAGGCAGAAGAAUGCUUUCCUUCUGUCCCUUCCCAGCUAAGCCGGGGUGGGAGUGGACACUCUUAUGUCCUCUGCAGGGUCUCCGCACCCUUCUCUUGUGACAUAUGUGGACAUGUAUCACAUCUGCUGAGAAAGAAAGUGGUACUGAGUCCAAAGCACAAGGGAGACACAGAGCCCCGUGAUCUGUGCCAUGGUGGGGCUGUGGGUGCGGUGGUGCGGCGGAGGGAGGACUGCGCUUCUCAGCCAGCUGGUCCGGGAGGACUCCCGGUGGAAGUGCUAUUCGAGCCGAGUCCUCAGAAAGGAAGACAGAGGAAGCCUCGGCCACUGGACCCCGGCGAGGGCUCCAAGGACACAGACAGUUCAGCUGGGCGGCGGGGCAGCGCCAGCAGAAGGCAUGGGCGCUGGCGGGGCCGUGCCGAGAGCCCGGGUGUGCCCGUGGCCAAAGUGGUGCGGGCAGUUACCAGCCGGCACAGAGCUAGCCGGAGGGUCCCUCCCGCCCCACCCCCAGAGGCCCCUGGCCGCCAGAACCUGAGUGGGGCGGCAGCCGGGGAGGCCCUGGUUGGGGCAGCUGGCUUCCCACCACAGGGAGACACAGGAAGUGUGGAGGGCGCCCCGCAGCCCACAGACAAUGCCUUCACCCCCAAGUGCGAGAUUUUGGGCAAGGACGCGCUGUCUGCGCUCGCCCGGGCCAGCUCCAAGCAGUGCCAGCAAGAGAUCGCCAAUGUGGUGUGCCUGCACCAGGCCGGAAGCCUCAUGCCCAAGGCUGUGCCCCGGCACUGCCAACUGGCUGGGAAGAUGAACCCCGGCAUCCAGUGGGAUGAGGCCCGGGCCCAGCAGCCCAUGGAGGGCCCCCCAGUACGAAUUGCCUACAUGCUGGUGGUUCAUGGCCGGGCCAUCCGCCAGCUGAAACGUCUCCUCAAGGCUGUCUACCAUGAGCAGCACUUCUUUUAUAUCCACGUGGACAAGCGCUCCAACUACCUGCACCGGGAGGUGGUGGAGCUGGCCCAGCACUAUGAUAAUAUUCGGGUGACGCCCUGGCGCAUGGUCACCAUCUGGGGCGGGGCCAGCCUGCUGAGGAUGUAUCUGCGGAGCAUGCAGGACCUGCUGGAGGUGCCUGGCUGGGCCUGGGACUUCUUCAUCAACCUCAGUGCCACCGACUACCCAACCAGGACCAACGAAGAGCUGGUGGCUUUCCUGUCCAAGAACCGGGACAAGAAUUUCCUCAAGUCACAUGGCAGGGACAACUCCAGGUUCAUCAAGAAACAGGGCCUGGACCGGCUCUUCCAUGAAUGUGACUCGCACAUGUGGCGCCUGGGAGAACGGCAGAUCCCGGCCGGCAUCGUGGUGGACGGCGGCUCUGACUGGUUCGUGCUCACGCGUAGCUUCGUGGAGUACGUGGUGUACACAGAUGACCCACUGGUGGCCCAGCUGCGCCAGUUCUACACCUACACACUGCUCCCAGCCGAGUCCUUCUUCCACACGGUGCUGGAGAAUAGCCCGGCCUGCGAGAGCCUUGUGGACAACAACCUGCGGGUCACCAACUGGAACCGCAAGCUGGGCUGCAAGUGCCAGUACAAGCACAUUGUGGACUGGUGCGGCUGCUCCCCCAAUGACUUCAAGCCGCAGGACUUCCUACGGCUGCAGCAAGUCUCCAGACCCACCUUCUUUGCCCGGAAGUUUGAGUCCACUGUGAACCAGGAGGUACUGGAAAUCCUGGACUUCCACCUGUAUGGCAGCUACCCCCCCGGCACGCCAGCCCUCAAGGCCUACUGGGAGAACAUCUACGAUGUGGCCGAUGGCCCCAGUGGGCUCAGUGAUGUCAUGCUCACCGCUUACACCGCCUUUGCCCGCCUCAGCCUGCACCAUGCCGCCACCACUGCGCCUGCACCGGCCACCUCACUGUGCAGGUUUGAGCCCAGGGGCUUGCCGUCCAGUGUGCACCUGUAUUUCUAUGACGACCAUUUCCAGGGCUACCUGGUGACGCAGGAGGUGCAGCCCUCAGUCCAAGGGCCAGCAGAGACGCUUGAGAUGUGGCUGAUGCCCCGGGGGUCGCUGAAGCUGUUGGGGCGCAGUGACCAGGCCAGCCGGCUCCAGAGUUUGGAGGUUGGCACCGAGUGGGACCCCAAAGAGCGUCUUUUCCGGAACUUUGGGGGGUUGCUGGGACCACUGGAUGAGCCUGUGGCCAUGCAGCGCUGGGCCCGGGGCCCCAACCUCACAGCCACCGUGGUGUGGAUAGACCCCACCUAUGUGGUCGCCACGUCUUACGACAUUGUGGUAGACGCAGAGACAGAGGUUACCCAGUACAAGCCCCCACUGAGCCGGCCCCUGCGGCCAGGGGCCUGGACUGUUCGACUGCUUCAAUUUUGGGAACCCCUGGGUGAGACCCGCUUCCUCGUGCUGCCCUUGACCUUCAACCGCAAACUACCUCUCAGGAAAGAUGAUGCGAGCUGGCUGCAUGCCGGGCCCCCCCACAAUGAGUACAUGGAGCAGAGUUUCCAGGGCCUCAGUGGCAUCCUGAACCUGCCUCAGCCAGAGCCCGCGGAGGAGGCUGCCCGGCGGCACGCCUUGCUCACAGGCCCGGAGCUUGAGGCCUGGACAGAUGGGGAACUGAGCGAACUCUGGUCUGUGGCUGGACUAUGUGCCACGGGCCCCUCUGCCUGCCCCUCCCUGGAGCUCUGCAGACUGACAAGCUGGAGCUCUCUGUUCCCCGACCCCAAAUCUGAGCUGGGGCCUGUCAAAGCAGACGGGCGACUCAGGUAGCAGAGCCCCAGCCAGCACCUCCAGAAGACCUGGGGAAUUGCACCUUACGGACGACAGAGGGAUGUCCCCCAACAGGCAAGGACCAGAGGCCCAGGCAAUACGCCCAUGUCAGCUAUCAAGAACCCGCACAGACGCAAGGAAGGGGGGCGUAGUAUUUACUACUGCUGACGGCUCUGCUGGGGACCAGACGGUGGCAUGAAUGUGGGGAGAAGGGCUCCAGUUUCCACACCCCACUCUUCCAAACCUUCUCUAUUUUUUUUUUUUAAAGGAAAAUGGGUGGUGGUAGAGGAACUGGAAACAAAAGAUGUGCAAUAGGGCUCAGAGCAGCCCCAGGAAGUGGGCCAUGGCUCUGGGGAGCAGGGGCCUGAUGAGCCCAUCUGCUGUUGCUCUGGAGGUGGGGCCUGCCUCACUCUCCAGGGCCUUGUCCCCCAGCCUGGGCCUGUGGUGCUCAUGGCUGAGGCUCUGUAAGUGCCAUGCCAGGCUCUGAGGCCCAGAGAACAGGUGAUUGGGGGAGCACUGCAGAGCUGGACUCUAGUGGGACAGCCUCUCCUUUUGUAGCCAGGGGAACACAGAAGAGGGGGUGGGGCUGGUUCUAGGGCUUUCCAGUAUGCCCUGCUCCCCGAUGGGAAAGGCAGGGCACCAGGGCCUACUGAGACCAAUGCAGAGUCUCCCAGGUACCCAGAACUGCAAGCAGGGCCUGGGCUCCUGCCCUGAAGGGGCGAGCCCUCAUGAGCAGCAUGGGAAGACUCUGUCAGGGCUCUCAGAAGAACCUGGAGCAGCAUUGUGCCUGAAGCUCAGUGUGAAGUCUGAAAUAUGCAACAGAAGAAAUAUAUCUCUAUGUCUCUAA